CAACAACUCUAUGGCAGAAGAGGGCAGGACUUAGUACAUUACAAUUCAUCUUACAUCUUAGGAAACAGAGGCUCAAAAUAGGGAAGUGACUUGCCCAAAGUCUCGAUUCGUCAGUGGCAGAAAUGGACUCAAACCUGCUCUUCUAAUAUCAGAUCUCAUCUUUCCACCUUUCCAAGUAGGGGAUGUUAGAGGUAGGCGUGGGCAUUCUACAAGAAGACAGAAUGAGAGGAAGGAAGGGAAGGCAACGGGAAAAGAGUGAAAAAGAUUUUGACGGGAGAAAGUGUUUUGUUAGAAGUGAGUCCAGCCACUCUCAAUCGCCCCGAUGCCUCUGAAGUGGAAACAGUGAUCACAAGUUACCCUGCGUCUUACCAACUUCUGCUAUUUUGUGAAUCAACCACUGCGCUGGAGAAAUAAAUGCUCAAAAGAUGUCCAAGGAUGUUUCUCGUCUGAGGUUCUGACAGCCGAAUUUAGCCCCCGCCCCACGGAGGCCGUGGCCCCUUUCUCGCCCCCGUUGAGUGCCUUAGGGGGUGAAGACACGGGGAGCGCGAGGGAGCGGAGCGAAGAGGGUUCUCGCUGUUGGGCGGGUGCGGAGGUUGGGCUAAGCACAGGGGGAGCUUGCGGCGGAGCUGUGGUUAGGGGCAUGUGGGUUUUGUGGCUGAGUACCAUGGUGGGGUAGGAAACCAGGAUCACAGCUGAUAGUCAGGGUGGAGUCCACAUACCCAGAUGCGAAUCACUUGGAUUCGGACGAGUUUACUUUGCUCCGUGGGAACUGCACCAAAGCUGGAGGUUAGCAUCUUGCAAGGGGGUAGUAACAUAUCGAGUCGUGAAACUGGGAAAGGCCAGAGCUCUCAGAUCAGAAAAACAUGUCCCGCCGGAAACAGACAAAUCCAAAUAAAGUUCACUGUCACAGAGAAUCUGAAUUCUGACCCUUUGCUUGAACUCUGCCAGUGUCCCCUCUGUCAGCUAGACUGUGGGAGUCGGGAGCAGCUGAUUGCUCACGUAUACCAGCAUACUGCCGCAGUGGUGAGCGCCAAAAGCUACAUGUGUCCUGUCUGUGGCCGGGCCCUUAGCUCGCCAGGGUCAUUGGGUCGUCACCUCCUAAUCCACUCGGAGGACCAGCGGUCCAACUGUGCUGUGUGUGGAGCCCGUUUCACCAGCCAUGCCACUUUUAACAGUGAGAAACUUCCUGAAGUACUUAAUAUGGAAUCCCUACCCCCAGUUCACAGUGAGGGCCCCUCCAGUGCUGAGGGGAAGGACACUGCUUUCAGUCCUCCAGUGUACCCUGCUGGAAUUCUGCUUGUGUGCAACAACUGUGCUGCCUACCGGAAGCUGCUGGAAGCCCAGACCCCUAGUGUACGCAAGUGGGCCCUGCGUCGACAGAAUGAGCCUUUGGAAGUACGACUGCAACGGCUAGAACGAGAGCGUACAGCCAAGAAGAGUCGGCGGGAUAAUGAGACCCCUGAGGAGCGGGAGGUCAGACGCAUGAGGGACCGUGAAGCCAAGCGCCUGCAGCGCAUGCAGGAAACAGAUGAGCAGAGGGCACGCCGCCUACAGCGAGACCGGGAGGCCAUGAGGCUGAAGCGGGCCAAUGAAACCCCAGAGAAGCGGCAGGCCCGGCUCAUCCGUGAGCGAGAAGCCAAACGGCUCAAGAGGAGGCUGGAAAAAAUGGACAUCAUGUUGCGAGCGCAGUUUGGCCAGGACCCUUCUGCCAUGGCAGCCUUAGCAGCUGAAAUGAACUUCUUCCAGCUGCCUGUGAGUGGGGUGGAGUUGGACAGCCAGCUUCUGGGCAAGAUGGCCUUUGAAGAGCAAAACAGCAGCUCUCUGCACUGAAGCGCUCUCCUGUCUGCCCUCCCCCAAAACCAGGCCCACAGGGCUCAGUGCUGCAGGCACCUACAAGGCCAUCCUUGCUGCCAGAGGCAGAUCUGGGUUUGUUGCAGGUGGACCUGUGCACCCCCUUGCAUGUGGGAGCAGGAUGAUGGGGUCAGGAGGUAUCCAGCUCAAGGCACCCUAGACAAGGGAGCAGGUACUCCAGAGAACCGGACUUCCCAGCCACUGCAGCAGGCUGGGCUUGUGGGCCUAUAGGGCCCCAGUACAGCCCAUGAAAUUGUGAGGGCAAAUAAAUUAAUUUUAUCUUUA
Molecule: messenger RNA, 2136 nt
Organism: Chinchilla lanigera (long-tailed chinchilla)
Lineage: Eukaryota; Metazoa; Chordata; Mammalia; Rodentia; Chinchillidae
Gene: Znf821
Product: zinc finger protein 821
Exons: 6
Coding region: 724-1830 (368 amino acids)
Biological process (GO): regulation of transcription by RNA polymerase II
Cellular component (GO): nucleus
Molecular function (GO): DNA-binding transcription activator activity, RNA polymerase II-specific; RNA polymerase II cis-regulatory region sequence-specific DNA binding
Source: RefSeq, a predicted model, not a curated record